AUGGCCGAAGACGCCGCCGCCGCCGCCGCUGCUGCUGCUGGCCGCAUGCUCGACGACGGCGCCAUGGUCUGGGUCCCGCACGACCAGCACGUGUGGAAAAAGGCCGUCGUCGUGCGGCGCCUCGACGACGGCGCGCGCGCGCUCGUGCGGCUCCAGGCGCAGGACGAUAGCGCCUACGACCCCGACGACGGCGUCGAGCACGUCGUGACGAUCCGCGCGAUCGCGCGCUUGGCCGGCGAAGUCGCCGACGACGCAAUGCCCAUCUGCAACGUGUUUGAAGCCGACGGCGCGUGCGACAUGUGCACGCUCAACCACCUGCACGAACCCGCGGUGCUGAAGAACUUGGAGCUGCGGUUUGCCAAGAAACUGCCGUACACGUACACGGGCGCGAUCUGCAUCGCCGUGAACCCGUACCAGUGGCUCGACCUCUACGGCCGCGAGCUCUACGCGCCGUACCUCGAGCAGCCGCGCGAGAGUCUGCCGCCGCACCCGUUCGCGCUCUCGGCCACGGCCUACACGGACAUGAAGCGCACGCAGGUGGACCAGAGCAUCCUCGUGAGCGGCGAGUCGGGCGCGGGCAAGACCGAGACGGUCAAGAUCAUGAUGAACUUCCUGGCGUCCAUCUCGGGCGGCGGCCACCACGGCACGACGGUGAUUGACCAAGUGCUGCAGUCAAACCCGCUGCUCGAGUCGUUUGGCAACGCCAAGACCAAGCGCAACGACAACUCGAGUCGCUUUGGCAAGUUUGCCCAGCUCCAGUUUGACACAAUGGGGUCGCUCGUGGGCUGUCUCUGCGAGACGUACUUGCUCGAAAAGAGCCGCGUCGUGGGCCAGACCGAAGGCGAGCGCAACUACCACGUGUUUUACCAGAUCUUUUGCUUGUCGGACGCGCGGAAACAAGAGCUCAGGCUCCACGGCGACGUCACGAGCUACAAGUACGUGGCCGAAGGGGCCAGUGCGCAGCUCACGGGCAUUGACGAUGUCCAGUGCUUGAAAGAGACGCAGGACGCGCUGGACACUAUUGGCAUCUCGACGGACGAACAGAAUGCGAUUUUUGAGAUUGUUGCCGCGAUUUUGAACCUCGGCGAAGUCGAGUUUGCGCCGAACGCAAACGACAGUGAAAAGAGCCACGUGAGCAACGAGGACAUUGUCGACAAUGUCGGUGCGCUCCUCGGGACCAAGAGCGCCGCGCUCCACUCGACGUUGCUCGAGCGAUCGAUUACCGCUGGUUCCGAGUCGUACACGAUUCCGCUGAACGCUGAACAGGCGUCGGACCUGCGCGACGCGCUGGCAAAGGGCAUGUACACACAGCUCUUCGACUGGCUCGUGCACCGCAUUAACAAGGCCAUUUGCUCGACGAACAAUGUCAAGACGCACAUUGGUCUGUUGGACAUCUUUGGUUUCGAGAGCUUUGACCAGAACGGGUUCGAGCAGCUGUGCAUCAAUUACGCCAACGAGAAGCUGCAGCAGAAGUUCAACAGUGACGUAUUUAAGGAUGUGCAGCAAGAGUACGUGGACGAAGGCAUUCCAUUGACGUUGGUGACGUUUGAAGACAAUCAGCCGAUCUUAGACCUGAUUGAAGGCCGAAUGGGCAUCGUCAGUAUGCUGAAUGAGGAAGUGCUCCGCCCGCAGGCCACAGACAGCACUCUUGUGAGUAAAGUGCUCGACGCUUGUAGCGACCACCCGAGCAUUGAGAAGAACCGCAUCAAUCCACUGGAGUUCAUCAUCCACCAUUAUGCUGGAGACGUGACGUACAACGGUGCGGGCUUUCUCGAGAAGAACAAAGACACACUGCCUACGGAUAUGGUGCAGCUGUUAUCGGGCAGCCACAACGAUGUCAUUUCAGGUAUCUUUACACCCACGAAGACGGGCAAGCGCAACAGCCGUGGCAAGAACGGCAAAGAGGGUCGUCAGAAGGGUUUUCUAGUAGGCAACACGAUUGCUGGUGCGUUCCGCAAACAGCUGUCGGAGCUGAUGUUGACCAUCAACAAGACCUCCUCGCAGUACGUGCGCUGUAUCAAGCCGAACGCGAACAAGAGUGCAACCGAGUUCGACCGCCUUAUGAUUGUGGAGCAACUCCGCUGUGCAGGUGUGAUUGCUGCGAUUCGCAUCAGCCGUGCUGCGUUUCCGAAUCGUCUACCACUGGUCGAGUUCCAGCAGCGUUUCCAGAUCAUCUGCCCAUCAGCACUGCGUGACGCGGAACCCUCGGAGAUGGUUGCCGGUCUGCUGAAGGAGUUGGUUCCCGACAUUGCUACUAGCAUGCAAAACACCAAAUUUGCCGUGGGCUCGUCGAAGGUCUACUUCAGCUCGGGUCUGUUGCAGCGAUUGGAGGACCGUCGCAACGUGAUCCUCAAAGACCACGCGAUUCUAGUUCAGAAAGUAUUGCAUGGCUUCGUGUACCGCAAGCGCUUCUUGCGUCAGCGUACUGCUGCAAUGAAGAUCCAAGCCAGGACGCGCGGCAGCUUCCAGGCGAGACGCUACCGUACUCUGCGCGCCGGUAUGAUCAAGCUGCAGUCUCUUGAGCGCGGCCGGAAGCAGCGCUACCUGUUCGGACUUCUCAUCGAUCGUGUCCGAAAGGAGCGCGAGCUGGAUCGGGAACGUCUUCGCAAUAUUGCCCGACAGGAGGCGGCGGAGCGCAUUCUACAGAAAGACAUCGAAGAGCGCAUACUUCAGAAGGAGAUGGAGGAACGUGAUCACAGCGAUCCCCAACCGGAGCCAGUGGAAGAUGAUUGGAGUGAUGAAAGCGACAAAGAGGAGGAGGACGUAGAGGAAAUAUCAGCCGGUCCUGUGUCACCGCACACGCUUCGUGCCCUCACGGAAGCGGCUUCGAAGGUUGCUGAGGCGGAAUCUGCAGCGCGCGACGCGAAAUCGGCCGCUGAGUCUGCUCUAGAGUUGAACCGUGAGCUGGUCGCACAGAACGACCGCUUGCGCUCGACGUUGUCGUCGAAUGUGGCGGAAUACGCCGAUGCAGAGUUGCUGCGUGAGAACGAGCGCCUCAAGCAGCAGGUGCUGCAGCUCCAGACAAAGCUCGUGCGGUCACAAGAGGUCUCUCUCAUUUCGGCCAAGGUGGUAGACAGCCGAAUCACAUACCGCGAAGGUCGCCAGUUUGUCGAGUACAAGCUGCAAAUUGAGACGAACACGCGUGGUACGCUGUAUGUGUGGCACCGGUACAGCACGUUCCGCAACCUGGCUGCUACUCUCCAGACGAAGAAUGGAUACAAACGCAAGGAGAUUCCAGAGCUGCCAAACAAGCAGCUGUUUGGCAACUUUUCCGAAAAGAUCAUCCAGGACCGUGUGGCGAAGCUGAACCAGUUCCUUGAAGCUGCCACCAAUGCCGAAUAUCUUCAGUGGGGUAUUCGUGUGGAUCAGGACACGUGCGUGUACAAGCGCCGUGUGAAGAGCACCUCGCGGGAAAGCAUAUCGACCGCCAGUAUGCAGUCGUCGUCACCGCGUUCGUCAUCACGGUUGUCGAUGAAGUCAUUCAGCUUCCGUCGCGGCAGCACUGCUGGCAACUAA
Hyaloperonospora brassicae is the source of this 3516-nucleotide messenger RNA. Lineage: Eukaryota; Oomycota; Peronosporomycetes; Peronosporales; Peronosporaceae. The record is from the annotation of a GenBank genome assembly.